Nerophis lumbriciformis (worm pipefish) is the source of this 1530-nucleotide messenger RNA. NCBI's taxonomy places the organism in Eukaryota, Metazoa, Chordata, Actinopteri, Syngnathiformes, Syngnathidae. The record is from RefSeq and is a predicted model, not a curated record.
AUGCUUACAAAAGAAGGAGCGAUGUCUUUCUCCCAGUUUGGAUACCCUUAUAAUGCAACUUCACAGUUUUUCGUGUCGGCAAACCCCAGUACGACUUGCUGCGAUUCGAUUUCCAGGUCGGUGCCGCCGGACGGCUCCACCGGAGGAGCCCAGACCCCCGCAGCCGUAGCGGCGGCCGCCGCAGCCGCCUCCUUCUGCUGUCCCGCGCCCUACGAGAACCGGCUGCUGGCCGGGAGCCGCAGCGAACUCAACGCGGCUGCUCUAGGCGUGUAUGGCUCCCCCUACGCGGCGGCGGCUGCAGCCAGCCAGAACUACGCCAACUACUUCCCCUACGGAACAGACCCCUCCGCCGCCAUCUACUCCUCUCUGAAUCCACAGUACGACAUGAAGGAGACUGCGGGCACUUUACACUCUGGAAUUAGUCAAACGGCUGGUUACUAUCCCUAUGAUCCAUCGCUAGGCCAGUAUCAAUAUGACAGAUACGGGACGGUGGACUUUAACAGCACAGCCAGACGAAAGAAUGCCACCAGAGAGACCACGAGCACCUUGAAAACAUGGCUCUAUGAGCACCGCAAGAACCCAUACCCCACCAAGGGAGAGAAAAUCAUGCUUGCUAUUAUCACCAAAAUGACCCUUACCCAGGUCUCAACUUGGUUUGCUAACGCCCGCCGGAGACUUAAGAAGGAGAAUAAGAUGACUUGGUCGCCCAAGAACAAGGCUGGUGAUGACAGGAAGGACGACAUCAGCAAAAGCGAGCAUGACUGUCUCACCAAAGAUUCCAGUGACUGUAAAGAAGAAAAAGAUUUGCAUCUAAGCGAUUUGGACGACAUGGAUGAAGAAGAGUGUGACAAGCUGGAUGGCGAAUGUGAAAAAGUGGGAACAGACGAGAACAUUACGCUCCCCAUCUCAACCCUCAAGAGAGACUGCACCUCAGAACUCCACUUGAACGUAUCAAACAGCUUCCACCACGCCUUCCCCUGCACAAUCAAAACCACCCUCCCGACACUUCCCGCUGACUUCCUAGAUCCCGUAGCGUCCAAGACCCCAUCUAGUGCAGGAACCUUGACCUUGUCUCACUGUGAAGCAUCAGACAAGCCUCGGAUUUGGUCUCUAGCCCGGACAGCAGCGUCGGGCGUUAUUUUGAGCCCGCAGCACGCGACCGAGCUCAGGACAAGCAACCAGAGUGGCGACUGCCAGCUCCAGAGGUUGACUGGUGCCCCAGGAGUUCCCAGUGGACAAUGCGGGCUCAUGAGAGGCCUCCAGGAAGUUAAUAGCAUACCAGGCGGUGUGAACACAUUUCCUGAGGCACCUCCUUUGCACUCUAAAGUCUAUGGCCCAGGCAGCUACAAUCACAAGGGCCUCCAGUUGCACUGUCCAUCCUAUUCCACCCUUACAGAUACAUGCCAAUAUUCCGCUACUGAAGGAUUCCCUGGCACUAAGGCAGUAGAGACGUCAUCAGACAUCAGCCAAACUUGUAUAACCUUGCAUGACGACAAGGUCACCGCGUUCAGGCCAGUGAUGAAAAGGUGA